Messenger RNA from Neodiprion virginianus, 7015 nucleotides. Its product is annotated as protein PALS1. Gene Ontology annotation, molecular function: protein binding. Gene Ontology annotation, biological process: establishment or maintenance of epithelial cell apical/basal polarity; protein localization to plasma membrane; generation of neurons. NCBI's taxonomy places the organism in Eukaryota, Metazoa, Arthropoda, Insecta, Hymenoptera, Diprionidae. The coding region runs from base 1446 to 4742 and encodes 1098 amino acids. The transcript is spliced from 17 exons. Gene Ontology annotation, cellular component: plasma membrane; adherens junction. The record is from RefSeq and is a predicted model, not a curated record.
UAUUGAUCUCUCGGCUCACCUCUCCGUCGUGCAUUCGGGACGAAUCUCAGUGUUAGAAGGCGGUUUCUUCGCAAUCUCCACCUAUAUGUGUGGAAAUUAGGGAUAAACGGAGCGCGGUGACGGCGGUCGAGCGGCAAGAUGAGAAAAAUAAUAGUGGAACAAUUGAAUUUGUCGAUAAAAAGAUUGGGUGAAAGUGUUGCGGGAUAAACGGGAGCAGUAACUGGGGGUUGUGAGACAGAUCAAAAAUGAAAAUUCAAAGUAAGUGCGGUGCGGGAUAUAACCGCGAUAGAAUGGGUGUACACCCAUCGGGAAGAACAGUUUUGAACGAUUGUACAAAUUUGUUAAAUCUAUCGCACCGUGUUACAUUACUAUCGGCGUUAAACGGCGUAUUUAAAUUGAAUUCUAAAUGAAUGACUCAACUGUGCAAUGAUAAAAGCCAGCAGAUAACGGAGAUAAUGACAAGAAUAAAAGAUGGCCAUAGUAGACACAAUAAAGAAAACAAACCUAAUCGAAUCAAAAAUCAAUAAGAGUUAACCGAAAAAGUGAAAUUUUAAAUUCGGAAUAACUUUGCAUACCGAUGGGCAACGAGAUGUGAAGGGGCCCAAAUCUGGGGCCCCGCAGUGCCCGAAGUAGUUAUAUCGUUCAAAUGACAAUUGCUAAAUAAAUGAUCUCAUAUGUUCGGGAAAAAUAUAACCUGAAUAUACAGCAGUUGAAAACGCAGUCGGCCGUUAAUAAUAUAAAUCAAGGAAACCUGUCUUUCAUAUAACCCUGAGGAUUUUCAAAUCGCGGGUGCCAAAUUCAUAUUUAAAUAAUUACGUAACGAAUAAUGUUUAUAGAAUUGAAAAGUGAUCGUUGAUGCGAAUUGCCUUAGUAUAUAUUCUAUUAGUCUCCGAAGAGGGGAUGAUCAUAUUUAGAAAAGAGUCGAAACAUAAUAAAUCCGUAUUAUAAUAUAACUAUGAGUACCAACUAUAUCCAAUUGUGUGUCGGUAGGGCAAGUGUCUUAAAUAAACGUCUUUGAAGAUCAAAUUUUAAACUGUACUGUUAAUAAUAGCUCCGUUAUAAGAUUAAGAUCAUCUUGACUAUCGUACAUUAGUAAUAAAUACAUACAACACACAAGUUCUAUGCAUAUUAUAAAAGAUUGUAUUUUCGCAAAGGGUAACAAGCGUUUUAAACCACCUUAUGCUAAAAAUCUUUAUCUCAACUCAUCGAAUCAAACGACAGAAGUAACACCAAUCGCACAACACGAUGUAACCAGCAACAGUAUCUACAGCGGUAAAAACAACUUCAAUGACAACAACACAAUAAAACCCUCAACGAUUAAUCAUGAAUCGUUGUGAUACUCGAUAAACAAGAAUAUACGCAGUCAUUAAAAACAAAUCUUAGAUACGUGUAACAGAUGUGAGGUGUCCUUUUAAUCAAAAUAUUGGGGGAAUAAUACCGAAAAGAUGGUGGACCUCGGUGGAUACAUCAUCAUCUUGAUGAAUCACAACGGAAAAGUCAAAUUAUACGGGUCACCCGCUGACAACGCGGACAACCUGGAGGUCGGUGACGAGAUACUAGAGGUGAACGGUCGCACUUUGGAAAACGCAACGCACUCAGAAGUCAUUCAACAUAUUCAUCAGUGCAUCAAAUCCCGAACGAUAUGUUUAAGGGUACGGAGAAGAAGUGGCAACAAAAUGGAAGAGUUGGAUGGACCGAAUGCCGGACGCAUCAGGGAUGCUUGGGUCAUCGCCGUCGAAAGAGGAGCAAGAGAGAGAUUGCAGAGGCUGACAGCUUUGAGAAGAAUCCAGCCGCGAGAUAUACAAGCUAUUCUCCAUCAGAAGGAUGAAAACACGUCGCAGAUAAACGACGGAGGUGCUUCUUCUAGUACGAUAACCACUCGUGCUGAAAUAACGAGCAAUCAAAUCACCGUAACCGUCAAAGACAGGGAAUGUCCACCGACCGAAUUUCCGGUGAAAUUGAGCAACGGGACGGUACCAAAGGUUGCAACGAGCAAGGUACAGGUCAGCCCUGCACCGGCGUCGAAUAAGCUCGCCAAGGAAAAGGAGGAUAACUCGGGAGCGCCGGCGAAGGAGAAAAAGGAGUCUUUAGAGAAACAGCAAAGCUGCCCCGAGGAGUCGAACAAUCUAUUGGUACACCCGGCACCUUCGCAGGGUACUAGAGUCGGCGAGAGAAGGGCGAGCAGCCCCUUUCAAAAUGGCCGUACCGAGGUCCUGAUCGGCGACGCUGAAGGUGGACCAAGAUCGCCGAGGGGAUCGACGUCGUCGGGAGCUAAUGACAAUAACCUGCUCAAUCCGCCUACCGAAUCCGACAACCCAGAACCAAUUUGCAGGUCUCGUAUUCGAAGCGGCAGUGGCGUAGGGGAAAUCCACCUGCAGGAAAAUAACAACGGUUCGCGUGAGGUGAAGGAGGGGGUUGGGCCCGUAGAGGGGCCCGAUGAAAUGUGGGCCCCGAGUGCGCUCGGGCACCACCGGGAACUCCCCGUUGACGUUCCCGACACCCUCCUCCAGCAGGCCUACCCCAACGCAACAAAGACCGGUCUGAACGGGGUAAAACCUGCGAUACCACCAAGAGAUCAGAAGAGAGCCCCGGCAAGACCUCCGAAGGACAACAGACUGUCGCAGAACAAUAACGUCGAACAAACGGAACCAACCCAACAGCAGCUUCACUCCAUACAGAAAUACAAGGAACAACUCCGCAAACGGAAAGAUGAAGAAGAAAAACAGGAAUACUUGAAUCGGUCUCUACGUGGAUCUCGGAAACUCCACGCCCUAGAAAGUCAUUCGACAAGUCUUUCUGGACAAGAAAAUCAAGCCUAUGCUCAAGACGAAUUUGUCAGUAGGUCGAAUUCGAUUCCCAGUAAACCGAUCAACUCUAUAACUUCGUCGGAAAUUAAAGAGUUUCCGAAACCGCUUACUUAUGGAGAGGUCGUGGCAACAUUGGAAAGGCUACAAUUGCAGCUCAGAAAUGUAGCUGGAACUUUAGGAGUACCGUCGCCUGGUGUAGAAGCAAAACUAGAAGCAGUUAGGACACUUUUGAUUCAAAGGCGUUUCGCAACUGCCCUAGCGACACACCAUGCGCUGCGAAAUUGUUUGAGGGAGAAUGGUAAAACUGUGAAACCCUUGCACCAUACCGAAGAUGCCGCCAAUCUGGCUCGAGAUUGCGUCGAGGUGCUGGAACAAUGGCAAACCUCAUCGAAGGGUGGCGGAAAUAGCGGAGACUCUAUAGGACCCAUUGUAGAAGAGCUGACAAGUUUACUAACAAGUUAUGAAAUCGAGGGCCUCCUUCUUGCCCAUGAUUCCAUUAGUUCCUACGUUGACGGUCUUCAGCGUCGACAGAGUCCGUCCUCAUCCUCGCCAAGCGGACCGCCCAGCCCCACUUCUAGCACACAUGGAUCUAGAGUAGCUGAAAACAUCAAAAUCAUUAGAAUCGAAAAGACUAACGAGCCUUUGGGUGCUACUGUUAGAAACGAAGGAGAUGCCGUAAUUAUAGGUCGAGUUGUACGUGGAGGAGCAGCCGACAAAUCGGGCUUGUUGCACGAAGGUGAUGAAGUGUUGGAAGUAAAUGGAGUCGAAAUGCGAGGCAAGAGCGUGAAUGAAGUCUGCGAUAUUCUUGCCGGAAUGCAGGGUAGCUUAACGUUCCUCGUUCUACCAGCACCAGUUGACCACAGGAAUAACGGUAAUACCAACAUCCGCGAGGACACGACCCUGAUACAACAUGUGCGAGCACACUUUGAUUAUGAUCCGGAAGAAGACCCUUACAUUCCUUGUCGAGAACUAGGCGUAAGCUUUCAGAAAGGGGAUGUACUGCAUGUAAUUUCUCAAGAAGAUCCAAGCUGGUGGCAAGCUUACCGCGAAGGGGAAGAAGAUCAGACGUUGGCCGGUCUUGUCCCUAGCAAGAGCUUCCAACACCAACGUGAAUCCAUGAAACAAACGAUAGCUGGAGAAAAAUCAACGGGACGUGGUUCGAAAAAAUCAAGUACGUUACUUUGUGCAAGAAAGAAUCCGAAAAAAAAGAAGAGAAGCAAGUCUGGCUCAAAUUUCAAUGACGACGGGUACCCUCUCUAUGCUACAACAGCUAUCGACGAUUAUGACAGCGAGGAAGUGCUUACGUAUGAAGAAGUAGCCCUUUAUUAUCCCCGAGCAAAUCAUAAAAGGCCAAUAGUAUUAAUCGGUCCACCUAAUAUUGGAAGACACGAACUUCGCCAACGAUUAAUGCAAGAUAGCGAGCGCUUUGCUGCAGCAAUCCCACAUACAAGCCGCCCAAGGAAAGACUCCGAAGUAGACGGACAGGAUUAUCAUUUCAUAUCAAGAUCACAAUUUGAGUCAGAUAUAUUGUGCAGAAAGUUUGUGGAGCACGGAGAAUAUGAAAAAGCUUAUUAUGGAACUUCGGUGGAGGCUAUACGCUCUGUUGUGAACUCUGGUAAAAUUUGUGUAUUGAAUCUGCAUCCGCAGAGUUUAAAAAUUCUACGCAGUUCAGAUCUGAAGCCAUAUGUAGUUUUCGUUGCGCCACCAAGCCUUGAGAAAUUGAGGCAAAAACGGAUCAAGAAUAAUGAAAACUUCAAGGAAGAUGAAUUAAAAGAUAUAAUUGAAAAGGCUAGAGACAUGGAAGACAAGUAUGGCCAUUUAUUUGACAUGAUUAUUAUUAAUAAUGAUACUGAUCGGGCAUAUAAUCAGUUGCUUACUGAAAUCAAUUCUUUGGAAAGAGAACCACAGUGGGUUCCCGCAUCUUGGCUUCAAUAAGAACAAGAUAUAGAGCAAAAACAAAAAAAAUGAACGAAUGAAUUGUGGUACACUAUAGCUUCCCUUUCGUAGCUUCUGAAACGAAUAUUUACUGAAACAAAAAAGUAUCCAUUCCAAGAAUUGGAUAAUUCGUCAUCAAAUUUUGAAAUCAAAUUUACCUGGGCUUGAGUGGAACAGGCUCAAUGUGGUCAAUGACUUACAUAUUUUUCGCUAUUUUUAUAAGUAGACUCAUUUAUGAGAUAUUUUUUAAAGAGAAUUAUUUAUAAUCUUGAAUUUUUAUACAGGCAAAGAUUUUUUAAUCUCGUAACGGAAUAUAUACAAUUAUCAGAAGUAUCUGAAAUUUUAUUCAAUUCAAGACCGCACACCACAAUACUGGAUGUAAUAAGCAACACAAGUAAAAUACAACACCUUUGCCUACGUUGUUAUGCAGUUUUGAGUAAUUUGAAAUGCUCUUAAAUUUGAUGAUGAAUGGUAAAAUGUGAGUGCACCGAAUUGUGAAGCAAUAAAGUGGCAAUUGGCAGAAGAAAUAAUUUAGGUGGAUUAUUUGAAGUAAAAAAACGUUAUUGAAAUAGGCAAAAAUUACAACAAUUGUAAUUGAUAAUAUUCUGAUCAGAAGCUGCAUGUAGGAAAAACCUUUAGAAUCUCGAGACAAACAAUAUCACAACUAAAUAAAUCUAUCACAUCUAGUAAAUUGCAAUUGAAAAAAAAUUGAUAGAAAAAUAUUUUUAAAAAAAUUAUGCGAAAAAAAUAAAAACGACACAGUUAUUGAUAUUUCAUCGUUUAUUAGACUGUCUUGUGUCUGUAUAGAGAGUUUAUUCAAAAACAUGUAGACUUGUUACGUAAUAGACAUAGAUGAUGGAUAAAAAAUUCCAAGCUUGUGUCAAGUUCCAAAAUUGUGCCAACGGUUGAAUAUGCAGUGAAGCCAGUCGGAAACACAAAUGUGCCAAACUGAAUUGGAUAAUUCACGGCGUUUUUGAAAAAUAUGCGCUCAAAGGCACAGUAGGAUUCGUCGUUACUUAUAAUUAUGUAAAUACUUGUGCAAUUGACAAUUGUAUAGAGAAGAUAUACUAUUGCAUGCAACCCUGCUGAUCAACACAAUCUUUGCUGUACAGUUGCCCAUCGUCUUAUUUUUUUCCAACAGUUAAAGCAUUAAAAUGAUUUUGUCAUAUAAAUUAAAUCACUUUACUAUCAUUCAUAAUGUACUUUUCUUCAUUAUCAAUCCUAUGAGCGACUUGAAAUUUGAUGUGUUAUUUCAUGACAGACUUGUUUAUAAAUGCAAGGUAUUGAAAGUCAAAGUCUUCUUCAUUGGCAGGGUUGUAUUACAAGAUUAUUAAGAUUCUAUCAGGAGUCAAGAGAUAGAUUUGUUCACUAGGAGAUCAAAGAAUGUAACAAUGAACCCACACCUCGACACAAUGAUGUGGUCUUGGUGAAUUUAUUGCAAGAUAUAAUAAAGCGAUGAUAGUUUAGUGAUUAAUUUUCAUUGUUUUAUAUUUUAUACAAUUUGUAUUUUAUUAUUUCAAUACUUUCGUGAUUGUGAAAGAAGUGGAGUGACAUCUUGAUUACUGACAGAAACUUCGUAAUUACUGGUUGGAUUAUUAUCAAUACUAUUAAAGUGUGUAUAUUGAUAUUGGUUUCAAAUGUAAAAUAAACGUAUAAGCGUUCCAGCGUAAAGAUAUAAAUAAGAAAAUAAAUAAUAUAAUUAGCAAUAAUGUUGAUAAGUAUAAAAUGAAUUCAAGCAUUCGAGAUGCGUGCGAACAUUCUAAAAAGAAACUCUUCCGAACGUUAACUAUAUAUUAUUAAUAUAUUACUUUAAAUUAUAUUAACAUAAAAUAUAAUAAUUCCAAUGAGUCUUCCAAUUGAAAUAUCAUAAAUCAAGAGUAGGUUUAAGGAUUUACAUAUACAGACGUAUAUGUUUAGAUUCACAGACUGCGCUAGAAAUAUGAUAUUUCAUUCAAUCAUUGGAAAAACCAAAUUUGCCCAAUGGCAGCUACUACAGAAGCUCUGUAUCGAUGGAGAAUAUUGAAGAGCAUUUUUUGAAACUUAAUUUUCAUAAUUACUGACCGUAACUAAAUCUACUUCAAGUACAGUGCAUUAAGUUGCAAAGAAUCUUGUAUAAAUUGUAACAUUUUAAAGUAUAUUAUGUAUAGAGGAAACGGAUAAUGGAAAAAAAUCGCCAUAAAGAGUUAUUACGCUCAUCAUCCAUGCGACGUCACGAGUGAUUCUGUUACAUGUUCUGUUGAAUAAAGGUUAUAAUAACAUUUCAAAAGUCAAAA